This is a messenger RNA of Vicia faba (fava bean), 795 nucleotides long. The record is from the annotation of a GenBank genome assembly. Lineage: Eukaryota; Viridiplantae; Streptophyta; Magnoliopsida; Fabales; Fabaceae.
AUGGAUGAAAAUUCGUUAGCCACGACAAAAAUAUGUGUUGUUUGUAGCAAUGCUGGUGUUUAUUUUAACAGUUGCUUAUUUCGAGCUACGGGCUUACCAACUGAAUUUAUUUUCAAAGUUUUGGUUGAAAAGAUGGGGUUUCCAGAUAUCAAGUCAAGGAACAAAACUCGCGACACGCAAGGUGCAGCAAACAACGUGAUGGAUUGCAAUAUCAUGAAGCUAGGAUGUAGUGAGUGGUGGAAUAAAAGAUCCAAAAGGGUAGCUACUUUGGAGUUUGAUCGUGUUAGAAAGUCGAUGAGUGUUAUUGUUCGUGAACUAGAUGGUCAACAUCGGCUUCUUGUCAAGGGUGUUGUUGAGAGUUUAUUGGAGCAAAGCUUGUUUAUGCAACUUGCAGAGGGAUCUCUUGUUCCAAUAGAUGAUCAAUGUAAGGGACUACUUUUUCAAAGACUCCAUGAGAUGAGUUCGAAGGGGUUGCGUUGCUUGGGUUUGGCAUGUAAAGAUGAGUUGGGAGAGUUUUCAAAUUAUUCCACAGACACUCAUCAUGCACACAAGAAAUUGCUUGAUCUAACACACUAUUCAUCCAUUGAAAGUGAUUUCAUUUUUGUCGAUGUUGUUGGUUUAAGAGAGCCUCCUAGAGAGGAAGUUUAUAAAGCAAUUGAGGAUUGUAAGCAAACUGGUAUUAAAGUUAUGGUGAUAGCUGGGGAUAAUAAAUCAACUGCCGAGGCAAUUUGUACUAAAAUCAGACUUUUCUCUGGAUAUGCAGAUCUUACAGAUCAAAGUUUGACAGGUACAUAA